GUUCAGGAGGGUAUAAAAGAAAGUGCAGGAGCCCUGCCACACUGGCUCUUCUGUAGUUUCUGAACAUCUAGACAGCAGGAUGUAAAGUAGGGGCAGCAGUGGCCAGGGAGGCCGAAUCAUAAAGCACUGCGGGCGGUGCUGACGAUACAAACAAUGAGGAAGUUAUGAGGACAGGAGAAAGGUGGGGGGGGCGGGUAAGAUUCUUCGGGAGGAAAAAAAAAAACCGAAGCAAGCUCCACUGAAGAUCUAAGAUAUUUCUGACACUAGAACCUUUGUGUACAGUUUUCGGUAACCUUCGGCAGGGGGUGCUCGGAAAUCGUCGCCACUUUCCGGACAGCCUCCCUCACCUCACCCUCUAGAAAAUCGUACAGUGUUUCCGGCUCUUCUCAGUUGCAGACGCUCGUAAGUUUCCGGAGAAAUUCGGGGACUAGGAGUCUCCUUCGCUCUGUUCGAUCGCCUGGUGCGGUGGUGCAGGGUCUCGGGAUAGUCAUGGCGUCCCCGUCUCGGAGACUACAGACUAAACCAGUCAUUACUUGUUUCAAGAGCGUUCUCUUGAUCUACACUUUCAUCUUCUGGAUCACUGGUGUUAUCCUUCUUGCUGUUGGCAUUUGGGGCAAGGUGAGCCUGGAAAAUUAUUUUUCACUUUUAAAUGAGAAGGCCACCAACGUCCCCUUCGUGCUCAUCGGCACAGGCACUGUCAUUAUUCUUUUGGGCACCUUUGGCUGUUUUGCUACCUGCCGAGCUUCUGCAUGGAUGCUGAAACUGUAUGCAAUGUUUCUGACUCUCAUUUUUUUGGUCGAACUGGUUGCUGCCAUCGUAGGAUUUGUUUUCAGACAUGAGAUUAAGAACAGCUUUAAGACUAAUUAUGAGAAAGCUUUAAAGCAGUACAACUCGACGGGAGAUUAUAGAAGUGAAGCAGUAGACAAGAUCCAAAGUACGUUGCAUUGUUGCGGUGUCACCGAUUAUAAUGAUUGGAAAGAUACAAAAUAUUACAUAGAAACAGGAUUUCCCAAGAGUUGCUGUAAACUUGAAGAUUGUUCUCCACAAAAAGAUGCAGAUAAAGUAAACAAUGAAGGUUGUUUUAUAAAGGUGAUGACCAUUAUAGAGUCAGAAAUGGGAGUUGUUGCAGGAAUUUCCUUUGGAGUUGCUUGCUUCCAGCUAGUUGGAAUCUUUCUAGCCUACUACCUCUCUCGUGCCAUAACAAAUAACCAGUAUGAGAUAGUGUGAACAAAAAAAAAAAAAAAAGAACAAGGGCUUAUUUCUCUGCAACUUAAAGGAUAUUUAGGUUCCCCUGUGAAUUAUAAAAUCGCCUGGUUGGAAGACUGACAUCACUAGUUACAGUAGGCUGAAAAACUACACCAGUAGAUUGAAAAACUACAUCAGUAGACUGAAAAACUAUACCAGUAGACUGAUUCAAUCAAGAUGUUUGUUCAGUAUGUUCUAAGUCCACUUUCUGUCCCAUGAUGUCUCAUUCAUGUUAGAUCUUUGAAACCCUGUAUCUCUCUGAAACACUGGAAGAGCUAGUAAAUUGUAAAAUGAAGUAAAA
Molecule: messenger RNA, 1546 nt
Organism: Ictidomys tridecemlineatus (thirteen-lined ground squirrel)
Lineage: Eukaryota; Metazoa; Chordata; Mammalia; Rodentia; Sciuridae
Gene: Tspan6
Product: tetraspanin 6
Cellular component (GO): plasma membrane
Source: RefSeq, a predicted model, not a curated record